This is a messenger RNA of Erigeron canadensis, 1613 nucleotides long. RefSeq names its product DEAD-box ATP-dependent RNA helicase 42-like. The coding region runs from base 333 to 1424 and encodes 363 amino acids. Lineage: Eukaryota; Viridiplantae; Streptophyta; Magnoliopsida; Asterales; Asteraceae. Gene Ontology annotation, molecular function: ATP binding; nucleic acid binding. The transcript has 2 exons. Gene Ontology annotation, biological process: mRNA splicing, via spliceosome. Gene Ontology annotation, cellular component: nucleus. The record is from RefSeq and is a predicted model, not a curated record.
CCUAUUAAACUUCAAACCUAAUUCAAGAUAUCAACAAAUAUAAAUUAAACAAAAGUUAAGAAUAACCAUUAAAGGUAAUUGAUAUGAUAAAGAGUAUAUAAGUGAAGAUCCGACUUGCUCUAGAAGGGUUGAAGGAGGAGAUGACAGAGUAUGGGAAGGAAAGCAAAUUCGGGAUGAUGAAAAUGAAGCGUGAGAUUAGUGACAUAGAAACGAGUAGUAAUAAUAAUGUUGAUGAUGAUGAUGGCGUAAUUAAGUUAAAGAAGACCAAAUAAGUUUAUGACUAUUUCCCUUUCAAAAAGAAUGUCUACGUUGAAGCUAAAGAGAUCCAAGAUAUGACUCCUAAAGACGUUGCUGCUUACAUACACCAACUACAACUGGAUAUCGUCGGGGGUAAUGAUGUUCCCAAUCCUAUUAAAACCUGGCGCCAAUUUGGACUCCCAUCGACACUCUUGGAAACAAUCAGAACCGAGCUCAAAUAUGCCAAGGCUCCAUUGCCUAUCCAAGCACAAGCACUGCCAGUUAUUAUGAGUGGCCGUGAUUGUAUAGCUGUUGCUAACACCGGCUCCGGCAAAAUACUAGCUUUUGUUCUGCCAAUGAUGGCCCAUCUUAUGGCAGUUAGAAUACAAGGAGCUAAUAUUGCACUUGUUGUUGCACCUACCAUCGACGUUGUUCAUAAGAUUUACACCAGCUUACUCAAAUUCACCAGGUUUUCACGUGUUGCUUGCUUACCUCUGUACAGCGGAGGGUGUGCUGAUAUUUUCAAACAAAAUUCCCUGUUGAAGGUUCAGACUGGACUUGUUAUUGGUACCCCUGACACCAUCAUCUCUACUGGAGAAAUCAAAAGUGUGCUUGCCAGGGUCACAUUUUUGGUUAUGUAUCAGACUGAUCGUAUGCUUGACAUGGGUUUUGAGACAAGACUCAUCUCAAUCGUCAGUAACAUCCGUCACGACUGCCAGAACCUGAUCUUUUCCUCUACCUUCAACCAUGACGGCAUCAGACUCUUGGCCAGGAAAGUUGCAUACAAACCUGUUGAGAUACAUGCACACCCCAUGAGUCCUCCCCUAGUGGAGGAGGUCAACCAGGGAAUUGUGUAUCAUCCUCGUGACUCUUGUUAUGAAGCACAAUUGGAGAUCAACGAUUUUCCUCUUUUGGCUUUGGGGAAGGUAAUCAGAAGAGAAACCAUGUCGCCGAUUUGUAAGUGGACUAGAACUACCGUCAUCGUCAAAGGCCAAUAUAUUCAGCCUCCUUUUAUUCCGCAUCCUGGGGAGCGAAAGCUCUACUUGUCCAUUAAGGCAGCUACUGAACAAUCUGCUUCGCUUGCCAAAGCUGAAAUCCAUCGUAUUCUACAGGCGUCAUCUCUUUCAAGCUCACAAAAUGGCCAACACUUUUCUCAAGUAUCAGAACUUGGUUCAAUUCACGCAUAAAAGGCUUAAACUAGUGUUGGUGUUUUGGACCUAUGUAUGGGCCUGGUCCAAGAACAAAACUGUGAGGUGUAUGGGCACCAAAGAGGAUGAUAUGAAUAAUUUGUUUACUUGAUAUGGAUUAAUUGCAACAAAAUUUUGUAUAUGCCAUUUAAAAGAGGAUGGUUACUUUUAGGGAAGUGAUAUUCAUAA